UUGUGGUUUCCUUGCAUUAAUCCUCUGGUUGCUCAACUGAUGUUAAGAAGAGCUCCAUCACUGCAGUGGCUGCUGGGAGCUUCUUUCUCUGAGCUGCAGGAAAUGUUCCCACAGAUCCCUCACAAAGUCAUUAAGCUCUUCAGUGACAUUACAGCUGAGUCCAAUGUCAAAAAGAGUGAGACUACGCCCUUCUCAAACAUAAACAGCCAAACUCACUCUCCCUUUUGGGAACAGGAUCCUGUUAAACCACAGAUACAGCUGGAGGAUAAGACGGCCCCUAGCCAGUUUACAGAGCUGAUUUCAGGUCAUAACAGCAUCAGAGGAGAGGAUACAGAUCAUUUUCACUCAUACAACCCAUUAACGCCAAGCCAGUUCAGCCGAGGUUCAACUACAGCGAGCGUCUGGCAGCUACAGGGUGAAGGAUUCAUUCAAAACCCAGAUCUCAUGCCAGGCCGAGCUGUUCCACGAGGGUCUGCCCAUGUUCCCUCGGCUCCUCUGCCCACUCCUGAAGUGCUGGGAGGCAGAAGCACUGCGUGUGGAUUCAGCUCUAGACCGCAGAGUCAAACUCACUGGAGCUCACCUGAGAAUGAUUUGCCCAACAAGACAGGAGAGGAGAGGAAGAGGCGAGGAGGAGAAGAUGUGCACAGUGUGCUUCCGCACAGCAAGAGAGGAAGACUGCUAUGUGAACGAGUUCCAGGCCGAAAUGAUGGACAGACCAGACUGCGAUUUUUCUGAGGAAGUUUUGCUACUUUAUGUUAAGUAUAUCACUCACUUGAGUGAUAUUUUAGAAUACUUCUCACGCUCAUCUGUAUUUUCAGUUUUCAUGUAGAAUGUAAUGUUACAUUAAUACAGUUCAGUCAUAUGUCCGUUAAAAUAUAUGUAUAUAUUUUAUAGUAAAUGUAUAUAAUGAAUGGUUUAUAAUAAAUGUAGAUAUUGUUCCAAUAAUUAGUACAUAUUAAUGUUUAAACUAUCACCCUUUAGAUGUAUUUAUAUCAGUAUUUAUAUCAGAAUGACAGUUGCAAUAAAAAAACAAGAAAAAGAAA
Molecule: messenger RNA, 1043 nt
Organism: Cyprinus carpio (common carp)
Lineage: Eukaryota; Metazoa; Chordata; Actinopteri; Cypriniformes; Cyprinidae
Gene: shoc1
Exons: 4
Coding region: 40-735 (231 amino acids)
Biological process (GO): resolution of meiotic recombination intermediates
Cellular component (GO): condensed nuclear chromosome
Molecular function (GO): ATP hydrolysis activity; single-stranded DNA binding
Source: RefSeq, a predicted model, not a curated record